Molecule: messenger RNA, 2608 nt
Organism: Macrobrachium nipponense
Lineage: Eukaryota; Metazoa; Arthropoda; Malacostraca; Decapoda; Palaemonidae
Product: amidophosphoribosyltransferase-like
Exons: 10
Coding region: 706-2451 (581 amino acids)
Biological process (GO): purine nucleotide biosynthetic process; purine nucleobase biosynthetic process
Molecular function (GO): amidophosphoribosyltransferase activity
Source: RefSeq, a predicted model, not a curated record
CCCUGAGGUCUUUUAAUGUCAAACCCUCCUGGUUUACCUCUUCAGUUUUCCUCAUCACCUGUUUCUUUCAGGUAUAACUGGUAACUCAUGGGUAGUAUACCCCAACCAGGAACCAUGCCGAGGUCUACCAAGAACUACCACGAUACCCUGCGGUGAUGCACCGUGAUGGUGGGUUGUUGUUGGCUCGGGACGGCCAGUUGGUUACUUCGGCUUUACGAGUAAACGCUGUCUCUGUCCGCCAAGGCCGUUUGGUGUAUGAAAUCCCGGUUUACGAUAAACGCUUUAAUGUCGAAGUAUUCAAGUUCAUCUUUCACGGCAUUUAUUGUUUCAGUUCCGUCCACAGGAAGCGUACACCAUUGUGAAUCGAUUACGGCAGUGAAAAUCAGGCGAAAGACCCCACGUCCACAUUGACGUAUAAAUGCACUGGACAUAAGGUAGUCCUGUCUCGACAGUGUUUUUAGCGAGUUGACCCGCGGCCACCACGCUGCCGAAAAGCCACAAAAAAUGAUGGAUUAUCCUCGUUAGUUUUACCCACUGUUAUGUUUGCGUGAAAGAUGCUAUUUUUAAGGGAUAAGUACAUUUUCAUACCUUCAUAACGAUCAGUUAACUUGUAGGCAUCACCCGAGACUAUUUGGAGUUCCUUUGCAUACCGCUUGUUUCCUUUUAAUAGUUUUAAAGUUAUAGACACAAAACACGACCAACACAAUGAGUGAGUGUAAGAGAGAACCCGAGCAGUGCUGUGUGGACAGGGUAUCAAAAAUGAGCCUGGUGGAAGAUCGGAUCCAUGACCCACACCAACCCGAGGACCCAAUUUUGCCAGCUCCCAGAAGGACUUGGGGAUGUCCUGAUAGCGGCGGCGGCGGAGAAAAUGCUGUUGGCGGAGGAUGGGGGAACAUAGCAGGAGAUCCUGAUGAGGAACAACUGCGUGAAGCCUGCGGCGUGUUUGGGUGUGUCCUGGCUAAGGAUACGCCUCCGGGCAGCGUGAACCUGGCGCAAGUGAUCUAUUUGGGACUCGUGGCACUGCAGCACAGAGGACAAGAAAGUGCUGGUAUAGUGACGAGUGAAGGCAGAGGGGCUAAGAAUUUUAGUUAUCAUAAAGGAGAUGGUUUGGUAGCUUCGAUUUUUACCGAUGACAAGAUAAACAAACUCCGAGGUACUUUGGGUAUUGGACACUCCAGGUAUUCCACAGCAGGGGGUCGAGACCCCGCCAAUACUCAGCCUUUCAUGGUGCAUACGAGGCAUGGGCCUCUUGCCACAGCUCAUAAUGGAGAGUUAAUUAAUGCCGUUGCCCUUAGGAAAACAGUUUUGGAUCGUGGAAUAGGAUUGUCCACUUGUUCCGAUUCGGAGCUGAUAACUCAGAUGCUUUCCCUGACACCACCGAGAGGGGAGAAAGAUGGCCCCGAUUGGGGAGCAAGAAUCAGACAUCUGAUGGAGGCCACGCCGACUGCCUAUUCCUUGGCUUUGCUUCACGAGGACAAAAUUUACGGCGUACGGGAUCCAUUUGGAAAUCGACCGCUCUGCAUCGGGAGGCUUAUGCCGGUUGGCGAAAGCAAUGAUGGCACAAAUUCUCCCAAACCUCUAGGGUGGGUUAUCAGUUCAGAAUCCUGUGCUUUUCAGUCAAUAGGAGCCACACUCAUGAGAGAGGUUUAUCCAGGUGAAAUAGUUGAACUGGGGCAGUAUGGUGUGCGCUCUCUUGACAUUGUCCCGCGUCCUACAAAACAGACAAGUGAAACCAUUGGAUUAGAAGCCCUAGACAGUCCAAAGAUAGGAGAGUCCCCACCCCCUGCCUUCUGCAUAUUUGAGUAUGUUUAUUUUGCAAGAGCAGAUUCUGUCUAUGAAGGACAGCAAGUAUACAGUGUCAGAAAACGGUGUGGACGUCAGCUAGCUAUUGAAGCACCAGUAGAUGCGGACAUAAUUUCUACAGUUCCAGAAUCUGCUACACCUGCGGCAGUUGGAUUUGCCUUGCAAUCUGGUCUCCCCUAUGUUGAAGUUUUGUGUAAGAAUCGUUAUGUGGGCAGGAGUUUUAUUCAGCCAGAUCCACGGUCUCGACAGCUUGCUGUGGCAAAAAAAUUUGGUGCGUUGACAGAAAACCUUGCUGGUAGAAGUGUGGUGCUGGUAGAUGACUCUAUUGUCAGAGGAACUACAGUUGGCCCUAUUAUUCGUCUUUUAAGACAAGCUGGAGCAAGAGAGGUUCACAUCCGAAUAGCUUCACCACCAAUACAUUACCCAUGUUACAUGGGUAUUAACAUACCAACUCGUGGAGAGCUCAUUGCUAACAAGAAACCCCUUGAUGAACUUGCAGGUUUUAUUGGUGCAGACAGUCUAGCUUACCUCAGCAUUGAAGGCUUAAUCAAGGCUGUGAAGGAAGGUGCAUCUUUAAAAAAUGGGGCACCUGUGGGCCACUGUACAGCUUGUCUGGAUGGAAAAUAUCCUGUCCAUCUGGAGUGGUAAAUUUAUUUAACCGAUAUGUGCUAAUUUUAAUAUUACAGUAAUUUGAAGUCUAUAGAAUGUAUAUAUUGUUAUUAUGUAUUAUCAGAUGCAGUUUUUACCAAUUGACCAUGACAGCUUCAGUUAAUUAUGUAUGUUGGCAAUAAAAUUGUUUAAUCAA